AGUAAAUCUAAUUAACCCAAAACUACUUUUUUCUCUAUAAAGCUAAGUUGGAAAAUCGACUUUGUAUACUUCAGCUAAGUGCAUUUCAAAAUGUUUUUGUUGAAUGUGUUGACAACUGUGGUUAUCGCUGUUUCAGUGAUAAAUGCAGAGGAAAACCCAAGUAUGGAAAAUUGUGGCAUAAGCAAAACAUCGAAUAGUGAAAAUAAAAUUGUUGGAGGUCGUAAUGCCCUUGAAGGGGAGUUUCCUUGGCAGCUCUCUUUAGAAAUGAGAAUGAUGCCUGUAAUUUCUGAAUUUCAACAUAUUUGUGGUGCUAGUAUAAUCAAUGAAAAUUGGGCCAUCACUGCUGCUCAUUGCAUUGCUGGAGGUUAUUUUACAACUUAUCGUGUGGUGGCAGGAGCUCAAAAUAUUUCAAAGCGGGCUGCACCGACUUCUCAUGUGGUGCUACCAAUUGUCCACGAAGGCUAUAAUCCAGUAGUUUCGCUGAAAAAUGAUAUCGCGCUGUUGCUUCUUACUAAGCCAAUUAAUAUAGCGGAAUCGGAUGGGUAUAUAAAUGGAGUUUGUCUUCCAUCACGAGAUAUGGCUGAUAAUGUGACGGGCAUGGCAACAGUCACUGGAUGGGGAACUACGAGUCAAGGAGGUUCUCUUUCUGACACUCUAAGAGCAGUGGAUGUUCCUAUUAUAACUGACGCUAAAUGUCGUGAAGCUUAUGAAGAUAUGAUUGAAGACACUAUGAUUUGUGCUGGUUAUGAAGAAGGAGGAAAAGACUCCUGUCAGGGUGACUCUGGUGGACCUUUUGUGCAAAGAUCCGAAGAAGGUGUGUCAACUUUAAUUGGCAUUGUAUCUUGGGGAAAAGGAUGCGCUCAGCCAAACUACCCAGGUGUUUAUACAGAAACAGCGCAUUAUAUGGAUUGGAUUGUUCGUACAAUGAAAAAUGUAGGAAAUCGUCAUGUAUGUUAUUUUAGAGCUCCUGGGAUGACAAAUAUCGACAGUCCUUAUGAGCAUUUGCUCCGCAAUGGCCCACCAGGAAUGGAUAAUGAAUGGGACGGCCAUACACUUGCUAUAAGAGACCAACAACCAUGGAAUAUUCCUAAAAUUCAUUCCUUUUACCAUAAACAUCAGAAUGAUGAUUUUUCUCAUUAUUCCGGAAUGAUUCCUGAAAUACCAAGUGUCUCCGGGCAAGAAACCCAAUUUACUGGAUUUUCAAGAGAAUUGUCUUUAUAUCAUCGAAUGCCUGGAAUACUACCCGAAUCCAAAGGGCAUUUUGGUUUGAUCCCAGAAUCACUGGAAAUGAUGACAGGAAAUCCUGAUCCAAUGGGACUGACCGGUAGGGUUCCUAACUCGAUAGGAAUCCCCGAAAACCCGUACGACGAAACUGAUAUACCAGAAAAAUUGCCCGAACCUGUUGGACUAUCUAAGAGGUUACCGGAAAACGAAGAGCAAAUGGGAAUGAUAGGACAAGGCGAGCAAAGGGUUGUCGGAGGAAGAGAUGUGGCUGAUGGAGAAAUUCCAUGGCAGAUUUCCUUGCAAAGAAAAUCAAUGAAAAGCGGCCGUAUUUUUCAUAUUUGUGGUGGCUCAAUAAUCAACAAAGAGUGGGUUGUCACCGCUGCUCACUGCGUUGCUUUGGCACUGUUGUCAAACUACAGAGUUGUAUCCGCAACGACUAAUCUCAGAGAUGAAAAUAGGAUAAAACAAUAUGAUUCCAGCGAUUACUCAAUUCACAGGGUAGUGGAUGUGCAUAUUCACGAUAACUACGACAUGUUCCGGUUUCGAAAUGAUAUUGCUCUUCUUCGAGUAGAUCCACCCUUCCAAUUUAGUCAUAAAGUGCAAAGUAUUUCUCUCCCUCCACCAGGAUACCAAGCUCAUGGUCACGCUUAUGCAUCUGGAUGGGGACUUAUGAAAGAAGGGGUUCGGGUGACACCAAGCAAGUUACAAGCAGUAACCUUGCCUAUUGUGAGCGAUUCAGAAUGUCGAAAAGCAUAUGGUGAUAAUUUAGCACCCACAAUGAUCUGCGCGGGUUAUAGAGAAGGGGGCAAAAGUGUAUGUCAGGGUGAUUCUGGAGGUCCUUUGUUCCAAAAGCAUGGAGGUCAAACUGUUUUAAUUGGUGUAGUAUCCUGGGGUGUAGGUUGCGCCAGACCAGGAAAACCCGGAGUUUACACUGAAGUCUCACAUUAUAUCGAUUGGAUUGAAGGCAUUGCUGGUGGAGGUUUAAGAAGCAGAAAUAUUGUGCAUUAAAAAAUAACUGAUUCCGUUUCGCUUGUUGGCAAUGAGCCAGAUUCAUCACGGGAUAUCAGACGCACAAGAGCAGAUAAACCAAGGAUGAAUGAUAACUGAGAUCCAUGCUUCACUUAAGGUAAGCUGAGUCCGUCAUAUCCGUUGACGAUGAAAUCGUAAACUAAUACUGUGGCCAACUUUGAGAACUUUGAGAUAUUAACUUAUCGUACAAUGAAUUAAUUUAUAUAAAUUAUUUGUUACAAUGUUCUUUUAUAUUUUGAAAUAUGUGCUCUAUAUAAAUAUCAUUUGAUCAUCAGAAUUUGAAGAAUUUGAUCUGUCAAAAUAGUCUGCCCUGCGAAUAUGUGAUAUAUUUUUGAAGUAGAUCAAAAAAUGUGACUGCAAUUGUAACUGAAUCUGAUCAAAUGGCAUUAACUUAAAAUUCUCAUGUCAGGAGCUCCAUAACAAGUCAACCUGCUCUUUUGAGAUUUAAAUGUUAAUUUUAUUUGUAGAAAUGAAAGAAAUAUGUCUGAAAUUCAUAGUUAUUAUAGUUUAUGCAUUACAUGAAAGAAAUAUAUUCGAGAUUGAUAUUAAUUCUAAUUUAUACGUGAUCAUUGAAUUUCUAUGAUUAAGUUUUAAUGUUGCAGCUUUUUAUAUGUUAAUUACCAGUAUCAGCAAAUAUGUUUGUUAUGUAAUUACAAGCGUCAUUUAGGCAGUAUGUCAACGUGAAUGUUUACAUAUAUUUACUUUAUACUGACGCAUAAAAUAUACAUUAUUUCAAAUUUCAAUUCUUCUGUUCUAAAGUUGGCUAAAAUGCAAAUAGGACAUCAAGGACAAAUAUAUUUAUUUAAUAUGUAAACUUUAAUAAUGAAAGUGCCUUGAAAGUGAUUUCAAGCAAUGUAAAAAUGAAAUUUUCUCUCAUAGAAUGUAACAAAAUGGAACAAGAUAACAUAUCUGAAAUUUCAUGUUUUAUUACUAAGUAAAACAUACGAGAAAUAACAAUGAAAAGAGUUCUUAAAUUCUUAAAGACAAAUACGCACAGUAGUUUGAAAUUGCUUAAUUCAGGUUAAAAUCAAAUAAAUACAAAAUUAUCUAACUAAAUAAAUGAAAAAAAUAAAGUAAGAGAAGCAAUAAAGGGAAACUGUUUUCUUGUUUAAUCUGAAAAUGUAUUUUAUUAUUAACUCUAUGAAAUCAGUUUUCAGAAGCUUUAAUAUGAUAGAAAUUUGUAUUGUAAAUAUUGAGGACGAAUAUAUAACUAAAGUAUUUGAAAAAUAAUAAGGAUCUGUUGUUAUCUUGUUCCGUUCUCCGAUUCUAUGCUACUUUUCCUAAUAAGACACGAUAUUUAAAUAAAGCCAACGCUUCUAUUUCGUGUCAAAACGCCAUUAAUGUACAAAGAAUGUUAUGCAUUGUUGACUGUAUGAAAUUAUUUUAUGUACAUGUAGUUGUUCUUUAUAUCUGUGUUUUGUGUAUAAAAAUAAAGCAUCUUUAAAAAA
Stegodyphus dumicola is the source of this 3701-nucleotide messenger RNA. RefSeq names its product trypsin-1-like. The record is from RefSeq and is a predicted model, not a curated record. Gene Ontology annotation, biological process: proteolysis. Gene Ontology annotation, molecular function: serine-type endopeptidase activity. Lineage: Eukaryota; Metazoa; Arthropoda; Arachnida; Araneae; Eresidae.